AUGAAUACAAUAGUGGACACUACCGUGUUUUGGGGAAAAUUUCUAUACUAUGCUUUAGAAUCCUUAGUCUUCAACAUAAUUCCCAAGAGUAAAAAGGACAUUGCUGGUGAGAUUGUACUUAUAACAGGAGCUGGAAGUGGACUUGGUUUUGCUAGGCUUGGGGCCAUUUUAGUUCUCUGGGACAUUAAUCAAGAAGCCAAUAUGGAGACUUGUAGACUGGCCAAAGAAAAAGGUGUGAAAGCCUUUGCCUAUAAGUGUGACUGUAGCAGCAGGAAAGAAGUCUACAGAGUGGCUGAUCAGGUUAAAGAAGAAGUUGGUGAUGUGACUAUCCUCAUUAACAAUGCUGGCAUUGUGACAGGGAAGCCCUUCCUUGACACUCCAAACCACAUGGUGGAAAGAUCGUUUUAUAUCAAUGCUAUCUCUCAUGUCUUGACUUAUAAAGCCUUUCUUCCUGCCAUGAUUUAAGCUAACCAUGGUCACUUGGUCUGUAUUUCAAGUAUAGCAGGAAUGGUUGGUAUUAAGGGACUAUCAGGUGAGCACUUGAUUUCACCAUAUUACUGUGCAAGUAAAUUUGCAGCCUUUGGCUUUGCUGAGUCUGUCUUCGUUGAAUUAAACAACAUAAAGGAAAACAAAAUUAAAACCACCAUCAUUUGCCCCUUCUUCUUCAAUACUGAAAUGUUUGAGGGCUGCACAACCAAGUAUCCAUUUCUGUUACCUAUAAUGGAGCCAGAGUGUGUGGCCCAAAAAGUUGUCAACACUAUUUUAGAGGAACAAGUUUACCUCUCGUUACCCAAAUUUACAUAUAUUGCAAUGUUCCUUAAACAAAUAAUAUCUCCAAAAAUGAUGCUUGCCCUUGGUGAGUACCUUGGAGCAGACAGUACCAUGGUUUCUUUCAAAGGAAGACUAAAAGUAGAUGAACCUCAGACUGAAACGGAGAGGAAAUACUAG
This is a messenger RNA of Fukomys damarensis (Damara mole-rat), 948 nucleotides long. Its product is annotated as short-chain dehydrogenase/reductase family 16C member 6-like. Gene Ontology annotation, cellular component: lipid droplet. The record is from RefSeq and is a predicted model, not a curated record. Gene Ontology annotation, molecular function: oxidoreductase activity, acting on the CH-OH group of donors, NAD or NADP as acceptor. NCBI's taxonomy places the organism in Eukaryota, Metazoa, Chordata, Mammalia, Rodentia, Bathyergidae.